AUGCCUAAGCGAAGGUUCGUAUUUACUCCCAGCUUGAAAGUUGAAUUUCCGUAUUUAAGAGAUAGUGAUGAAAUCGGAAAAGUUUUAUGUAAUGUAUGUAAAUCAGUUUUUUCAAUAGAAAACGGUGGUCGUUCAGAUAUAACACAACAUGCUAAACAAAAGAAACAUUUAUUGGCCGUAUCAAGCAGUUCUUCAAAUAAGGUAACGACUUUUUUCACUAAUGUACAGUCAACAAAUGAAAGCAAACGUAUUGCGGCGGAAGAGGGUCUUUUUGCAUAUCAUACUAUCAUACACAAUCAUUCAUUCAGGUCUAUGGAUUGUACAACAUCAAUUAUAAAAAAAAUUUACGAAAAAAAAUUUUCGUGUGCUCGUACAAAAUGUGAAUCUAUAAUUGUGAAGGUAAUAGCUCCUUUUGCCAUUCAACAGAUGUUAGAUGAACUAAAAUCCGUUAAAUUUUUAACAAUUAUGGUGGACACAUCAAACCAUAAAAAUUUAACACUGGUUCCAAUUCUGAUUCGGUAUUUCGAUGAAGAUGAACUUUUUGACGAAUUUAAUCAUGUGCUAAAUGUAAUGAAGGUUAAAAUGCAAAACUGGAAAAAUGGUUCAAAAACCGAAGAUAGGUGGUGUGAAAUAUUUAAAAUUCUAGAAAAAAAUAACAUUUUAAUUAAAUAUUUUACGGUUAUUUUAGAGUAUUCGAUGGCUAUUCCAGGUACUAACGCGUCGGUAGAAAGAGUAUUUUCUAUUACAAAUGUUUUAUGGACAGAUGAGAAAAAUCGAUUUCUUGUGGACACAAUUAGAUCGAUAAUAAUCGUAAAACAACAUUUUAAAAAUGUUUCAUGUACAGAAUUUCAUACAUUUCUUUUAGAACAUCCACAAUUAUUAAAACUAAUUAGUUCUUCAGAAAAAUAUGAAAAAUCAUAUAGUGAAGACAUCUCUGAACAAUCGUCAUCAAAAUGA
Aphis gossypii (cotton aphid) is the source of this 957-nucleotide messenger RNA. RefSeq lists its product as uncharacterized. NCBI's taxonomy places the organism in Eukaryota, Metazoa, Arthropoda, Insecta, Hemiptera, Aphididae. The record is from RefSeq and is a predicted model, not a curated record. The transcript has 2 exons. The coding region runs from base 1 to 957 and encodes 318 amino acids.